AUGUCUGGGAUUUCCUUGUCUUUGCGUCAAUUGGAAAACCGGGAAUGGCUGCAUCGAAAAGUUUCACGAGAUAUCUAUGGUAGUCCAUCUUGGCUGACAAACAUUGAUUUACAGAGGGAAUUGAGUUGCCAUUCAAGUUGUAUAAAUGCAUUAAACUGGUCAGAAAAUGGAGAAUACUUAUUAUCUGGCGGCGACGAUACCCAAUUGGUUAUUUGGGAUGUGUACAAUAAUUUUGAACCGCUUAAUGUGAUAUCUACAGGACAUUUACACAAUAUCUUUAGUGUCAAAUUUCUCCCACACUCGAAUAGUCGUAAGGUGAUGUCUGCUAGUGGUGACAACCUUGUAAAGCUGUUCGAUGUCGAGCUUGGUAAUUCUUCUGAAGUCAACAAGGGUAUAGAAACGCAAUUGAGAUGCUGGAAUUGUCAUUUGGAUUCUGUGAAACGGAUUAUUCCCUGCGACGAUGGAUCCACUUUUUUGACGUGUAGCGAAGACGGGACAGUACGACAAUUUGAUAUACGGGAACCGCAUCAUUGUAGUCAGGAUCACAACUGUCCCUCUAUUUUGGUCAAUUAUAGCUCUUACCGUAUUAACCUAUAUGCCAUGUCGAUGUCAAAGUCCAAUCCAUUUUACUUUGUCGUUGGAGGUACUCAUCCUUAUGCUUUUCUGCAUGACAGAAGAAUGGUAGGAAAAGACCAAUGGAAAAAAAAUAAUUCUGGUGAUUCUUUAACACGCGACACGCGAUGUGUUCGAAAAUUUAGCCCUAACGGAACCUAUAAUUCUCAAGGAAUACUUGACCAUCAUAUUAAUUGCUGUGAAUUUGGUACCGCAAAUCCAAAUGAACUGCUGAUUAGUUGGAACUCUGAUUAUGUAUAUUUAUUUAAUAUUAACGAAGAUAAGGCGUUCGAGCCUACAUUUGAAAGGACUGAGGAUUCUCCACGGAAACUACCAGCAGCAUCAAAAGGCGCGAGAAGCUCCUUUAGACAAAACAAAAGUACACAUUGGUUUAAUGCUCCGUCUGAAGCAUCCACUCCAACGGCAAGGGUUUUGCGUAGUCCGUAUGUGACGACUCAGCCAAGACGGCAUACGUUCUACCAAAUGUAUAAAAAUAUACAAAAACUUUUUACUUCUCAAGACAACGGUCUUUAUGAAAGCGUUGCGAGCGGUUAUCAAAAUCACAUGGUCCAUUCUAUCCGUUAUGUGAAGGAUGCUAUAUAUUAUAUGGAAAACUACAAUUAUUUUAUAGAUACAACGCAUUUUAACCAUGAUAUUCGUAAUCAAAUCUUGCAUUACUGGAGGGCCUGCGUUUCAGUCCUUGUGCUCAUGGACGACAAAGCAUGUUUAGAAUCAAAUACAAUAAUACAAGCUGGUUGGGGAUGGAUUUAUGAUUUUAUGAACUGGGUCAUACGCUAUCUCUUGGGAAUAAGUGACCAUUGGGCUUUACAAAUGUCUUCUCCCCCAAACGAGGCUCGUCAGAAUUUUGUUUUACGCGAUCCUGACGAACACGAGCGUGUUUUAUUUUGGAGCGCAUCGGAAAUGAUACGAGGCUUUGCAAGGAUCGAUACCAACGAUUUAUCUUCAGUUAGGAAAUUUUUUUGGAUACAUAAAGUCCUUCGUGGCUGUCUGGAUCUAAUAUCCGCCGAUAUUAAUUGGGGUCUACUACAGCCAUGGGAUCGGGACGAGCCUGAAGAAGCAAACAAUAUAUCAAGUAUUGAUGAUUCUUCCUACUCUGAAUCAGAACACUCCAUGUCGCAUGGGGAGGAAACGGAUACUUAUGAUGACGCAUCUGAGCCUGAGAAUCAAAGUUUAGAUUCAGGUUACACGGAAAUGGAAAUAGAGGAUGAAUUUAAUAAUAAUAACGGUGACGAUUUGGAAGAUGAGGAUUAUACAUACGUUAGCGAAAACACUGAGGAGAGUGAGGAGGAGUCAGACGAAGGCCCAAGUUUACUUUCACUUCGAUCGAAAAAGAGAAAAUCCGUUGAACCGAAUGUUCCUAUUCAAACCCAUGUUAAAAGUUAUUAUGGUCAUUGCAAUGUCGAGACGGUCAAAGAUGUUAAUUUUUUUGGAUUAAAUGAUGAAUAUGUCAUGAGCGGUUCUGAUGAUGGAAAGUUUUUUAUUUGGGAUAAAGAGUCAACCUCAAUACUUGCUAUUAUACAAGGAGAUAGUGAAGUGGUGAAUGUUUUAGAAGGGCAUCCAAUCUUCCCCACGAUCGCAGUAUCUGGAAUUGAUUCGACCAUUAAGAUAUUCAGUACAGAAAACAAUCCAGCGUUGGGUGGAUCACGAAACCAAACUUCAAAUAGCUACAAGAUUAUCGCGGCAAAUGAAAUGAAUCGCGAGCAAGGGUCUCGAGAUUCGUAUAUAACAAGCAGGAUGCUCUCUCAUCUAGCUUACCGUGCCCACAUGGAUGAUGGCUUUGGAAAUGAGGUAUUAGACACGAAUGCUUGUACAAUUAUGUAA
Messenger RNA from Schizosaccharomyces osmophilus, 2454 nucleotides. RefSeq names its product WD repeat protein, Iqw1 (gene iqw1). Gene Ontology annotation, cellular component: cytoplasm; Cul4-RING E3 ubiquitin ligase complex. The coding region runs from base 1 to 2454 and encodes 817 amino acids. Lineage: Eukaryota; Fungi; Ascomycota; Schizosaccharomycetes; Schizosaccharomycetales; Schizosaccharomycetaceae. Gene Ontology annotation, biological process: negative regulation of fatty acid biosynthetic process. The record is from RefSeq and is a predicted model, not a curated record. Gene Ontology annotation, molecular function: protein binding. The transcript has 6 exons.